This is a messenger RNA of Penicillium verrucosum, 612 nucleotides long. RefSeq lists its product as uncharacterized. The transcript has 4 exons. The record is from RefSeq and is a predicted model, not a curated record. Lineage: Eukaryota; Fungi; Ascomycota; Eurotiomycetes; Eurotiales; Aspergillaceae. The coding region runs from base 1 to 612 and encodes 203 amino acids.
AUGCUGAUUCAUUUGUUUUAUUUACCGCCAGAUGAAAUAUUUGAUGGCCUCAAACGACUCUACGGCGACGAAUCGGACAACGAAAGUCUGCGUGCAGAAAUCCAAGAAAAGAUCAAACAACGGUUGGAUGUAGUCAAUGGCAUGUCUGGCAAUGCGAAAGAUACAAGCGAUAAUCUGGUCGUGGCUAUCAGAAACAUAAAUGACGCACAAGAGUGGGCCAAGAAGGUCGGCGUCGAUUUGGCAAAGCAGACAACUGUCGACCGGCUGCGCAGGUGCCACGAAGGUGAAAGUGAUGCACAGGAGGAAUUUGAGUCUGACGUUCUGGCGCUGGAAAGGUUGAAGGGAAUAAUCGCAAAACAGAACAUGCAGGAUGACUCGAGCGCCUCUUUGGUAGAUCUGCAACUCGCUGUUGGCGCGGCCUUCGAUAUAGCCGGCGAUCUCGCAGCGUUGACCGAGUACAUUACCAACAACACUGAGCCUGGGCCUGGGCCUCUUCUCAAUUUAGAGCAAAAUGAACUGCUGGAGAUGUGGAGUGAUCUGGCUGUUGAAGUUCAGAAGUUCAAAGACAACUUUAUUGGUGCAGAGAGGGAGCGUGGCAGGUUUGAUCGGUAA